This is a messenger RNA of Triplophysa dalaica, 5073 nucleotides long. RefSeq names its product one cut domain, family member, like (gene onecutl). Gene Ontology annotation, cellular component: nucleus. The record is from RefSeq and is a predicted model, not a curated record. The transcript has 3 exons. Bases 675 to 2024 code for a protein of 449 amino acids. Gene Ontology annotation, biological process: regulation of transcription by RNA polymerase II. Gene Ontology annotation, molecular function: RNA polymerase II cis-regulatory region sequence-specific DNA binding; DNA-binding transcription factor activity, RNA polymerase II-specific. Lineage: Eukaryota; Metazoa; Chordata; Actinopteri; Cypriniformes; Nemacheilidae.
UCAGAGAUAAUGACAGCGAGGGAUCGCGGUGUUUAGACAUAGAUCGGCGCUCGUUUCUGACACGGUUAGAGCAUAACAAAGUCCGGACGUCUGACCAAACGACUAUUGCACGGCCUUUCGCGUCAUUUCGGUCGCAUCCAGGUCCAGCGAGAGUCGAGCGGAUAACGGGAGUGACGGAGGACGCACCGGAGCGAUCCAUCGCUUUCUUCACCACGGAAAUGUGUUGAUGACACGCAAAAGUCGCCGUUACCCGAAAUCGAUUGUUGUGUGAUUCCAAAAGUGGGAUUUGUGCAGGUGUGAGAACAAACCAUCCCAUUAUCGUCUUUUGAUUGUGUUUUUUGGGAGGGUGCCACGGCUGUUUCGCUUCUGGCCAUCCAGUCGUACGCAGCGUUGUGAGCUUGUGUCAUUCAAGAAGCGCAGGAAUAAAUACAGAUGCAUUAAUGGAGCACAGACUCUGUUCAAUUGAACCAAAAUGGUGCCGUUGUGAUGUAAUGUCUAUGAAAUUACAGUGAUCUGUCAUAUUUCAAUUGCAAACAGCAUCAUUUCAAACACAGGAUCUGUAUGAUUUAAUGACAUAUAACAAAAAAAACACAUUCUAGUCCAUUAUAAAAACAACACAUACAAAUAAAUUUGGGGCAGGAGAAGUGGAGUGAGGAAAUCCUUCAGUGAUAGUGAUGGAUGGUAAUAUGGGUGAGAUGUCCGUACACAGCCAUGUGGAGCUGGCACACAGUCAGGACAGCCGUGCCAUGCUGCACUCUCGGGAUCUCGCGGCAGCCUUUCCUCGUCCCUCUUUGGGAGGCCCAUCCAUGGGCCUAGAGUCUGAUCAUCAGAGCACCGGGUACGACCACGGCAUGACCACACUGGGGUACAGCAGGGAUGCUGCGACCAGCUGUGGUAGCACCUAUACCACUCUGACACCCCUUCAGCCCUUUGAUGACAAAUUCCACCAUCAUCACCACCACCCCUGCCUGCCCGUCAGCAACGUUAUUGGCAGCUUCACUCUCAUGCGAGAAGAUCGAGGUCUGGGGGGAAACUACUACACCCCAUACGGAAAAGACUUUGGGAUAGGGCAGGGUCUGUCUCCACCGCUGGGCAGUGCUGGCCUGGAGACCACCAUGCAUGGCUAUGGCAGCUUGGGGAGUCAGAAUGGACACGGUAGCCAGAUGCUAACAGGUGGCCAUGAGGUCCAUAUGGGCACUAAUGGUGGCAACAUGUGUCGAACAGCACCAGACUUUGGGAGGGAGAUGUCACCACCCUCUCUGGGGGGCGAGCACGGGGUCAGUCACCAGCUAAACAAAAUGGAUGCCCAUCAGCACACUCCCACCUACCACCACCAUAUAUACAACCAAAGCUAUCAGCACCAUCUCACCAGCCAACAGGCCUCCAAGCUCGCUGAUCUGGCCUCUUCCUCCCCGUCCUCCUCCGGCUCCAUCCUGGGAAGAGAGGGCAUGCUGCCCGGCUCUCAGAAUGCAGGAGAGGAGAUCAAUACCAAAGAUGUGGCUCAGAGAAUCAUCACAGAAUUAAAGAGGUACAGCAUCCCACAAGCCAUCUUCGCAGAGAGAGUUCUUUGCAGGUCUCAGGGCACUCUGUCAGACCUGCUCAGGAACCCUAAACCGUGGGGAAAACUCAAAUCUGGCCGUGAGACCUUCAAGAGGAUGUCCCGCUGGCUGCAGGAGCCAGAGUUUCAGAGGAUGGCCUCUUUACGCCUGGAAGCUUGUAAGCGUAAGGAACAGGAGCAGUCUAAGCUAGAGAGGAACCAGGGGCCCAAGCGUACUCGUCUGGUCUUCACAGACCUACAGCGUCGCACUCUUUUGGCCAUUUUCAGAGAGAAUCACAGACCUACCAAAGACCUGCAGAUCACCAUCUCCCAGCAGCUGGGCCUUGAGCUCUCCACCGUAAGCAACUUCUUUAUGAACGCGCGUCGCAGAAAUGUCAACCGCUGGAGCGAAGAGGGCCGUCCGUCCUCCACUGGCUCGUCGGGGUCCAGCUCGGCAUCUCCAGCUGUGACUUGCUCCACGGCAUGAUGGGAAACGAGGCGUUUCUGCUCUGCACGGCACAGGUCCACCUGUAGCUGAAAGAGUUUGAGAAUUUUAUCAAGGGUGUUUUUAUAUAGAAAUCAACAGCAGAUGAAACCAAAGAUACGAGGGUAAUGUCCAGAGGUGUCUAGAGAAGACUGGGUUUGAUUGUAGUUUUAGUGUUGAUUAUUUUAGCUUUAAUCUUUGAGCCCAACACAUCAGGGCUCCUGAAAUCAUUCACAGAUCGACUGACUUUCGGUGAAUUAUGAAAAGGUAAUGAACAGAUAUUCAGUUGGCUUAUUUAUUAUUUCAUUAUCCGUUUCAAAAUCGAAAAUCAGUGCAAGAUCCAAAUGUGUCUGGAUUUUCCUGGUUGAUGGUGACACAUGAAGAAAUCAGCGGGAAUUUUUAGGUUCUCAAGAGAUACUUUUUUUUCAGCAAAUGGAAGAAUUUGACCAAAGAAACAAAGAAGGAUGCAAGUGAAUCUUUCAAAGAUUCUUUAUGGCCAAAAGCUACCGGACAAAGAACCUGCAGCUAAAACCAAAAUAUGAACAUUUUUCGAGAGCGUGUUUUCUUUUUAUACCUAAAAUCUUGCUCGAUCAUUACAAAUCGUACCACAGCUCAUAGUCCACUUGCCGGAAAAGGCAACAACUACAGUCUCAGCACAGGAUGGCGUCGCUGCCUCUCAAACAAUGAGGUUGAACUUAAGACACAUCGGUGGGGGAGGGGCAGCCAAGACAUUAUUUGCAACGGCCUUUAAACUUGAUCGAUCGGUGAACCUCACGUGAGUUUCUGCUGAUAGAAUUGGCUGCGGGAGAAAUCCAGAAAGCUCUCCUUGCAUCAUAAAGCAGCAGACAUCUAUAAUUUCCAACCUCUGAGCUCUUACAUGUCACACUGAGGGUGGCGAAAUCUUUUUCCCGUUUUUGUUUGUACGAAUUUCAAGCACACAAGCUGGCCGAUGGCUGUUUGUCCUGGAAAUCUCCGGAGCCCAGAUGAAUACUAAACACAAUUGACGCAAGCUUGACUCGAACAUGAAUAACUUUGUGUAUUUAUAAUAAUUAUUUAUGUAUUUAUUUCCAAUUAUCUAGCUAUUUAUUUUAUUUAUUUGCUCGUUACCAUCAGUAUUUAUUUCUCUCGGUGUUGUUCGUGUAUGAAAAUGACCCCCAGAUUGGGGUCCUUAUACCAAAGAUGAAGAUGUCCUCCCUGAAUGUCCACCAUCUCCUGAUCGCUGUGUUCGUAUCUUGAUAGACAGGCUAGUUUAAAUCUAUGGUUCAUAGUUCACAUGUUCUGCAUGUCUAGACCCUUCUUAGCCUGAAGAGGACGAGAGUUUAAGUGAUUCUAUAUUAAUUCAUUCAGGCUAAGCGCUGGGUGCGAAUGUUUAGCUGUGAUCAUCCACAUUUACUGUACGCUGUUCGCCACGGCCUCUCGGGGUGGGCUGUGUUAGGCCUUGAGGGAGAGAUCGUCCCUUUUUUAAUGCUUUCUCAUUCCCCUGUGUUUAACCUUUCCAGGGCAUGUAGUGUGGCCCCUGCACAGCACGCACUUGAAAGAGGGCCCAUGAAAGAGGCCAUCGACUUUUGCCGACUUCAAAGGGGCCCUUUUUAUCCGUGUCCUCUCGGAGACUGGGGCCGACGCGCUGCACUUGGCCGUACCCAUGGGCUUAGGGCAUUCACAGGAGGGAGGGCAGAUCAGAGACUUGCUGCAUUACCAAAUCACGGCAAGGAAGGGAGGGGUGGGGAGUUUGGGGGCGGGAAUUAAAGUUUAAUGAGCAACAAUUGCAAGCAUGCUGUGCUCAAGACAGAAACUGUCAGCGUGUUUGUGCCCCUCCGGGUCGCCUUGUUGCAGUUGGUGGUUUGCCAGUCUUGUUUUUCUUCUUAGACAUUGAAUGAUUUAGAUGAUUAUAAUUUUAAACAUUACAGUGGUAGAUGGUUAGAGAUGACAUGACAACAUGUAGGGUCAUGAAGGUUACUUGCAUUUGCAAUUGAGAGCCAGCACGUCGUAGAAGACGCUACUAACAUAAUUUGGUCUCCGGCGCCCCCUGGCGGACGCUUUUCACACACUUCUUUUUUCAGAUAUCUGUCAACAAAAUUGUCCAACAACGAAAAACACCAUAUUCUUGUUGUGUUUGUUAAACUUCAGAUAAUUUUUGAAUGGGAUUCCUCUGCCCAGAGGUCGUUGUAUCACACCGAGUUACUACAGAUAGUGUUCCCUUAAAAAAAGUCCUGCGGGAUUCCUUUGGGUUUUUUUGUAAGGGUUGUGCCCAGCCGUAUAGAUCCAUUUCAGUAUCCCACCAAAAACUUGCUUUACCAAACAGCUCUAAUUUCAUCUACCUCAACUGUGUGCAACGUGUUGUGAGAAGUAACUACCAAAGAGCCCAUCCAUUCAGGGAGCGUCUGCUUGUUUCUAAGUUUUUAUAGCCAAAUGUGCUGGAAUCAAUCCGUGAACACAACAAAUCACAGCCCUACCUGCAGGCAGAAAGAACAGUGUUAGUGUGUGUGAGCGAGAGUGUCAGAGAGAGUGUGCGAGUGUGUGUAAAGAAAUACAUUUAUCAAUAUUUAUAAAGACCAAAUGGGAAUGACAAUCGAAGCAAGAAAGGAGGUCUUGCUGACCUUAUGAUUGCUUAUCCCUUAAAAAACAAAAAUGAUAAAACAAAUAAAAUACCAAAAAAAGUGACUGUAAAAACGGAUAAAGACCAAAAUAAAUGUGAAAUGUCUGUCUCUACAAAUAUGAUAUUUUCUGUUAUCAGAGUCACUCAACAUCAUAGAUAUUCCAAGUCAACAAAUCUGUAAUUGAAUCUCAUUACACAAAAUUUACUACCCCCCCUCGAACAGGCAAAUACAUGAUAUUUUUGGUGUCUGGAAAUCAGUUUGGAUAAGCAGACUGAAAAGUAGCAUUUAUUUUGUUUUGUCAUUUUGUUUAAUAAACCCAUCACUCAUCUACAAUCAUUCUACUGGUGUAAACAGUUGUCUCAUCCGAAGCAAUUCUCUCCUUGUGUUACCUUAUGAAUGUGGCUAAUCAACCAAAGGUGUAAAAAAGUCAAUCAUAACUGGACAUUGUGUGCUGA